Messenger RNA from Mauremys reevesii (Reeves's turtle), 957 nucleotides. Its product is annotated as olfactory receptor 12-like. The transcript has a single exon. Lineage: Eukaryota; Metazoa; Chordata; Testudines; Geoemydidae. Gene Ontology annotation, cellular component: membrane. Bases 1 to 957 code for a protein of 318 amino acids. The record is from RefSeq and is a predicted model, not a curated record. Gene Ontology annotation, molecular function: olfactory receptor activity; G protein-coupled receptor activity; odorant binding. Gene Ontology annotation, biological process: G protein-coupled receptor signaling pathway; sensory perception of smell.
AUGUCAGUGGCAGAGCCAGGGAGAGAUGCAAACCACACUGAAGUGACGGAAUUCAUCCUGCUGGGGUUUGGAAGAGGCCCAGGGCUCCAGGUGGUCCCUUUUGUGAUGUUCCUGGUGAUUUACAUAAUAACUGUGCUAGGGAACACCAUCCUGGUCCUCACCAUUACAGCCAACUCUCGUCUUCACACCCCCAUGUACUUCCUCCUCAUGAACCUGUCACUCUUAGACCUCUGCUACUCCUCUGUCAUUGCCCCCAGAGCCGCAGUGAACUUCUUAACAGAUGCCAAAAUCAUUUCAUACAGGGGAUGUGCCACCCAAUUAUUCUUCUUUGCUCUCUUUGUCAGUACUGAGGCAUUCAUCCUGACAGCCAUGGCAUAUGAUCGAUACACCGCCAUCUGCAACCCACUCCUGUAUCCCACCACCAUGUCCAAGCCAGUCUGCAUUCAGCUGGUGAUUGGGUCCUAUCUCUGUGCCAGCGUGAACGCCAUGGUGCAAACCAGCUUCACCUUUACUCUGCGCUUCUGCGGCUCUAAUGAGAUCGAUCACUUCUUCUGUGAUGUUCUACCCCUGCUAACCCUCUCAUGCACCGACACAUACAUCAAUCAAAUGGUGCUGUUUGCCUUAUCGAGCGUCAUCAUAGUGAGCACUGCCCUGAUCAUUCUUGUCUCUUAUGUCUAUAUCAUCUCUGCUGUCCUCCAGACUCGCUGUGCCACGGGCAGACACAAGACCUUCUCCACCUGCACCUCCCACAUGGUAGCUGUGAGUUUAUUUUAUGGGACUGUUUCCUUCAUGUAUGCCCAGCCAAGUUCAUUAUCCUUUCCAGAUCAGAGCAAAGUGGUGUCUGUGUUUUACACCCUGGUCAUCCCCAUGUUGAAUCCCUUCAUCUACAGCCUAAGGAACAAGGAUGUGAAAGAAGCUUUGAGAAGAACCAUAGGCUGCAUAAUGGUUUUGAAAUGA